AUGGGAGAGCAAGAGGGAUGGGCGGAUCCUAGCGGGCCAUUACCAAAUGGACUGUUGCCAGGAGCAGGCCAGGUGAUGCGGGCGCUUGAAACCGCCAGAUGGUUGAAAGCGGAGGACAGGACGGCAGAGCUCAUUGCCUGUAUUCAACCCAAUCCGCUAUCUGAGGAGCGCAGGAAUGCUGUUGCAGAUUACGUGCGGCGGCUCAUCAUGAAAUGCUUUCCCUGUCAGGUUUGUACCUUUGGGUCUGUACCCUUGAAGACUUAUCUACCUGAUGGAGACAUUGAUUUGACUGCUUUCAGUCAUGAUCAAAAUUUGAAAGAUACAUGGGCCAGUCAAGUUCGUGAUAUGCUAGAGAAUGAGGAGAAGAACGAGAAUGCUGAAUUUCACUUAAAGGAAGUCCAGUAUAUUCAAGCUGAAGUGAAGAUAAUUAAAUGUCUAGUGGAAAAUAUUGUGGUAGACAUAUCCUUUAAUCAGGUUGGUGGUUUAUGUACGCUGUGCUUCCUUGAUGAGGUUGAUAAUCUGAUAAAACAAAAUCAUCUGUUCAAGCGCAGCAUUAUAUUGAUUAAGGCAUGGUGUUAUUAUGAAAGCCGUAUAUUGGGGGCUCAUCAUGGACUUAUUUCUACUUAUGCUCUAGAGACCUUAGUUCUUUACAUCUUUCACGUUUACAACAAUUCCUUUAAUGGACCACUUGAGGUUCUCUACCGUUUUCUAGAGUUCUUCAGCAACUUUGACUGGGACAAUUUUUGUGUUAGCUUAUGGGGACCUGUGCCCAUUUGUUCCCUACCUGAUGUAACUGCGGAACCUCCUCGGAAGGACAGUGGAGAAUUGCUCCUUAGCAAAUUGUUUCUUGAUGCUUGUAGCUCUGUGUAUGCUGUUUUCCCUGGUGGCCAUGAAAAUAAUGGACAGCCAUUUGUUUCCAAACAUUUUAAUGUUAUUGAUCCUUUACGCGUGAACAACAACCUUGGACGUAGUGUUAGUAAAGGUAAUUUUUUUAGAAUACGGAGCGCAUUUGCUUUUGGAGCUAAAAGACUGGCUAGAUUACUUGACUGCACCAAAGAAAAUGUAAUUUAUGAAGUUAAUCAGUUCUUCACAAAUACAUGGGAUAGGCACAGCAGCGGAGAUCGUCCUGAUGCACCUGGAAUUGAUUUGGGGCGCUUGAGAUUAUCAACUCCAGAGAGCAUUCAUGAAUUUGAUAAUUCAAACGAUAAUGCGAUUGGCAAAAAAGUAAAUGGCAGGUCCUCUGGUCAUAAGAUGGUGGCUGAGGGGGUUCAUGCACAUGUUUCCUCUCAACACGGCAAUUAUUCACCUGUAAGCGUGUCUAGAAAAAGUGAGUCAUCCGCAGUUUCUGAAACUCAAAGCUUAAAAAAUCACAUCAUGUUAAGUAGCUUGAGGGGUUCUGCACAAAGUAGAAGAGAUGCUAUUUCCAAUCAGGUUUCGAAUAAUGAGAAAGGUCAGAGAGAUCUGAAACCUGAUAGUUUGGUGAAUGACUUCCAGGGAAAGUUCAGUUUUGCCAGAACACGCUCAAGCCCGGAGCUUACUGACACAUAUAGUGAUGUUUCACUGCGUAAUAGAUCUACUGAAAGUGCAAAAGUACAUGCUACUUAUCUAAGGCCAGACAGUAGUAACAGGAGGGACAUUGGUUCUGAAGGUUUAGCGUGCAAUAGCAGUCAAUCUUCAGUUGACAAGACUCAAUUCGCUGGGCACAUCCCAUCCAGUCAAAGUCUAGACACUGCUGACUCUAAUAGCAGCUCACAUAGCUAUCGCAGAGAUUCUGGGUUGGAUGCGUCAAAUGAAGAGCUUUCCUCAACCUCUGGAACCUGGGGGAUGCUCCAGGAAGAACAAGAUUUUGUCAACGUGAUAGCAUCUGCUUCUUUUCAUGGCUUUAACGGUCAGGUUCACUUGCCAUUCAAUCUAUCAUCAGCUCAAAUGCCUUUCACGAUCUCGAUGUCGUCGUUAGCUUCAAUGGGAUAUGGUCAACAGAAUCUACCAGGAUUGCUUCCUACAAAUAUUCCUGUAUACGAUCCUUCUUUUCCAAAUUUGCAUUUUCCUCAUGGUCUGGUUUCACCCCAAUUCACUCAUUAUUUCCCAAGCAUCGAUCUUGGGUCAAGGUCUGAUGAUAAACUGGAGCGAAGUAAUGAAAACUUCGAGUCUGUGAGAAUGAACUCCAUGGAAUCAGAUAAUGAAUUCUUGCAGGAGCAGGAUGUUGGCUCCACUAGUGGGUACGACGCUGAUAAUGGAAGUUUUGAAAUGAUUCAGUCAUAUGAUAAACCACAUGCGACAUCGUCCAGUUUAAAAUAUAUCCCUCCAUUUCGAAUAAGUGGUAAGCAUACCAAAGAAAAACAUGGAUCAACGAGGGAGGAUAGUGGUAAUUUCUCAUUUCAGGAUAUCAGAGGUAAGGAGGCUUAUGAAGAAGAAAGACCUGCAAGUUCAAGGUUCUCUUCUGCUACCCGUAGUAGUUCUUUGAGAAGUAGAGCUUCUUCAGAGGGUUCCUGGGAUGGGCCAUCGGUUAAGAACCCAAAGUCGACAAAUGAAAGACGGGGAAAGAAAAUAGUUACUGCUGAUCCGGCUAUUGGUCAUGGAAAAGGCAAAAUUAUGUCCGAACAUGUUACAAAUAAGGCUGAAGAUAAUGAUCAGGAAUGGCUUGCACUAUCAAAUGUGGGGACUGAAAUGGCAGAACGAAAUCCGGUUUCUCAAUCUGUUGCAUCUUUGUAUGUUCAAAGGCAUCCUGUGCCUGGCUUUGAAGUUGCUCAGACAAGUGGAUCGGACUCGAUGAUCCCCAUUGCCCCAAUGCUGAUAGCUCCUGGUUCUAGACAGAGGAUGAUGGAUAAUAAUGGGCUUGUUGCAUUUUAUCCUACUGGGCCUCCAAUCCCAUUUGUAACAAUGCUUCCAGUAUACAAUCUUCCUCCUGAGACUAGAAUAUCUGAUCAAUCAACUGACCGUUUUGGAGCUGAUGAAAGCUUGGAUAACAGUGACUCUGUUCAGAACUAUAGUCCUUCUGAGGGCUUUGACCAGUCUGAGGAUUUAAAUUCUUCUAGUUCCUUGAGGGGGACAACCACUAUUGAGACAUCUGAUGAGCAGAAGUCUGAUAUUCUCCACAGCGACUUUGCCAGCCAUUGGCAAAAUUUGCAAUUUGGAAGGUUCUGCCAGAAUCCACGCUCCCAUGAUCCUUUAUUCUAUCCUUCACCUGUAAUGGUCCCACCAGUUUAUCUGCAGGGUCAUUUCCCAUAUGAUAAUCCUGGAAGACCACUUUCAGCUAACACUAACCUUUUCACUCAGCUUGCGAGUUAUGGUCAACGUCUAGUUCCGGUUGCUCCCCUUCAGUCUGUUUCCAGUAGAUCUUCAUAUGUUUAUCCAAGAUACAUCGAUGAUAUGCCAAGAUAUCGUAGCGGGACUGGGACUUACCUGCCGAAUCCUAAGGUUUCUGUAAGAGAGCGCCACUCUUCUGGCACUAGAAGGGGGAAUUACAACUAUGAUAGGAACAAUAGCUAUGGUGAUAGAGAGGCUAACUCGAAUGCUAAUUCAAAAUCACGAGCUGCUUCUCGAAGCCACAAUCGCAGCCAAACUGAUAAAUCGAACUCGAGAAUGGAUAGGGUGGCUUCCAGUGAGAAUCGAGCUGAGCGAACAUGGUCUGUCCCUUCUUACCAAUCCCAGAAUGGUCCAUUGCACUUGAAUUCUAGCCAAAAUGGUCCUAAUAUGGCACAUGGCAUUCAUUCUUUUCCGGCAAUGAACCCCAGUGGAGUGUCUUCUAAUGGACCUUCCAUCCCACCAGUCAUGAUGCUUUAUCCUUUUGACCACAAUGCUAAUUAUGCCAUAGAUUUCAUGGGGGCUCCAUACAACAUUCUUCACCAGAUCAACCAUCCUCUCCACAUCACCAGAGGAGAGUUUGAUAAAUUACCGAGAUCAAUGACCUGA
Messenger RNA from Fraxinus pennsylvanica, 3912 nucleotides. The record is from the annotation of a GenBank genome assembly. Lineage: Eukaryota; Viridiplantae; Streptophyta; Magnoliopsida; Lamiales; Oleaceae.